AUGGCGACGUUAAAGGUCGGUCCCAGACGCACCGGCUGCAAUGCAUCCUACCUGGAGUGUACGGAGAAGGUGGAAAUGUUUGAGGGUGCCAAAGGACCAGAGAACUUUGUCAUCCUUGAUUGUGAGUUUGGAGCGUUCGGUGAUAACGGGUGCCUGGACGAUAUCAGAACCGACUUUGAUCGCGACAUUGACAGGAGAACGUUCAAUAGAGGGAAACAAUAUUAUGAGAAGAUGAUAGCUGGGAUGUACCUUGGGGAGAUCCUUCGACUUGCUAUGAUCCAUUUAAUCAAUCAGAAAGUCAUAUUUGGAGGUGUGCUUCCAGAGGCUCUUCAAAAGGAAUGGGGCUUCAAGACCAAGAACCUGACAUAUAUUGAAAAUGACACAACCCAGGACCUAUCCAAAACGCGAGAGAUCCUUGAGAGCUUUGAUCUCCAACCCAGUGCAGCAGAGCUCCAGAUCAUACGAGCGCUGUCCCGGGCCAUCUGGACCCGUGGCUCUCGACUUGUUGCAUCUGGGAUCUCCCAGAUCGCACGGCGCAUCAACAAGCCCAGCAUCACCGUGGCCGUGGACGGCUCCCUCUACCAGCACUUCCACCAAUUCCGAGAGCUGAUGUUGUCGGAUAUCAAGGAGUUGGUUCCCAAGUACGAGGUCAAGUUCCACCAUGCAGAGGAUGGCAGUGGCAUUGGAGGGGCUGUGACCGCAGCGGUUGCUGUCCGACAGAGCAGGACAGGACAGAAUGGACAACCGCAUGUGCCUCUGCAGAAUGGCGAUUGUGUAUGAAACUGGGAUGGUUUCAUAAAAUUGAGCAUUGCCUUUGAGUCAAGAGGGUUACUUUAUUUCCCGACAUCCUCAGCAACAUCUUCGAAACCACAAGGUCUCCUUUGUGGAAGCUGUCAUGUUCUCCCAAGGAGUUGGCUGUAAAAUAUUAUGAUCAGGAUACCACUAGCCCAAACCUAUUCAUGGACUUUUUAUCAAGAACCUGGACUGUAUAUCAAGAACUUGGGACUAUUUAUCAGCAUCUUGGACCUCUCAUCAGAAACACAGACUUAGUAAAAUACCUUCUAUUUGUUCAAACCAUUCUUGUUUUCAUGUAUAAGCAAAGACAUCAGGCUGUGUGGCCGGAUUGAAUAUUUGAAAGCCUAUGGACACUAUGCUUCCCUCGCGUUAUCAUAUAUAACUUGUGCAUUGUUAAUAAGAAAGAGCAUGAUAUUGUUCUUCCAAUUUAUUUUAUUGUAGUGUAUUACUGCAUUCAACUUUUUUUUUUCCUCUUUCAUUUAAUUUCUGGGAUGCAAGUGCUUAAAAGAAGAAGGGAAAUGAAAAAGGGUAUAUUCAAGCAUAUGGGAUGGAAAUGUGAAACAUUGAUCAAAAUGGAAUAAGCUUGUUUGUUCAUUCAUCCGUGGUGUAUGCAGAAAUUGUUAAAAAUGGUAUGUGGGAUUAUACAUAUUUGUGACAUGAGAGGUUGUUUAAAGUUUCAUCUCUAAUAUUCUACACAAAAUUUUGCACAUUGGAAAUAAUACGAGGGAUCAUUUUCAAAUGAUACUUUAGUGUUAUCGCAGUGUGACCUAGCUAGCUCAUAGAUUAAUGAUUGUAAUCAGUAUUUAUAUAGUGCCUUUUCAGACUAGAUAUCCCCCUGACCAUAAUGCACCCUUAAUUUGCCGAAAGAAACUCAUGUCAUGACAGGGAUUUGAACCCACGACCUUCUGAAUGAAAGACAAAAGUCACUAAACUACAUCGUGCCCACCGAAUUCGUUAUUCCAUUGAAUAUCUUUGUUUAUCAUUCUGUCCUAUCUCUGCAUUUAUUCUGUCUGGUCAUGAUAAAUGCUCUCCACCUGGAACGGCAUGUCAUAAUCAUCCUUGUCCUUUUCUGUAUUUUAUCUCUGCGACCAGGUCAAUCCUUAUCACAUGAAAAUGCAACAUACACGUAUGAUGCACAUGAAGCAACAUGUGAUCCCUUUACAUUACUUGUUCUUCUGUUCUGCUCUUUAUCUCUCUGACCAUGCCAAUAAUCCUUAUCCCAUUAAGAAGUAAUAUAUUGCAACCUUUAAUUCUAUGCUCUAUCGUCCUCCAAUGAUAGUACUUUGGCUAUGGCCUUGUUUGUCUGCCUUUUGUGUAUAAGUCUCACAAGCUAUACAUGUAUAUAGAAUAAAAUUGGAAUGGUAUUUGCAGUCGCUUGCACAUUUUCACUUUCGAACCAAAAAUGAUGAUUUUUCACAUGCAAAUUUUUUUUCUGGGCUUCAUUUUUACAACAUCUCACAGAGAAGAGUAACAAUAGUAACAAUUGGGACCUUAGAGCUCAGGUUUGUAAAAGCCGAGUCAAUAUUAACUAAUGCCUUUAAUUUAAGCUACAUUUGCUGCAUUUGGGAGGCAGCAUUCAUAUGCAUACUUUUCUUGCUAUUUUGUGUAAUUAAAGGGAUGGUUCGGGCUGAAAAUAUUUACAUGUAUAUCUUAAUACAUAAAGUAGAAUUCACUGAGCAAAAUGCCGAAAAUUUCAUCAAAAUCGGAUAAAAAAUAAUAAUGUUAUUGAAGUUUAAAGUUUAGCAGUAUUUUGUGAAAACAGUUGUCAUGAAUAUUCAUUAGGUGGGCUGAUGACGUUACAUCCCCACUUUCCGUUUUUUUAUGUUAUUACAUAAAAUUGUAUUUUUUCAUUAUUUCAUACUUGUGUGAAUAACAUGUCCCCCUUAUAAUGAGAUAAGUUGCAGCAAUAAAUAUCUAAUGUACUAAAUCAGUUGUCAAUCCACUUUUUCUAGUUCUUGGAGGAAAAAAAUGAAUAAACCUAAUUUCAUAUAAUAAGAUAAAAAAGGACAGGUGGGGAUGUGACAUCAGCCCACCUAAUGAAUAUUCAUGACGACUGUUUUCACAAAAUAUUGCUAAACUUUAAAAUUCAAUAACUUUGUUAUUUGUUAUCCGAUUUUGAUGAAAUUUUCGACAUUUUGCUCAGUGAAUUCUACUCUAUUUAUUAAGCUUUAAUAAUCUUCAGCCCGGACCAUCCCUUUAACUGUUACAAAGUUCCACUGAUAACAAACAGUAAGAUGACCAUUGCUGCGGCACAAAGUGACCUUCACACCAUGCCCCGAUAACACAAAUUUUAAUGAUUGAUCUUACAAAGAAUUACAAAAAAACUUUGUGUCAUGGGGCCCGUGUGACCUGUUCUCUAUCUGUGAUUAUUCCAAUAGAAAUAUGGAUAUGAUUAAAUUUGAAUAAGCCAAAGGCACAAAUAAUUCAAAAUGCAUGUAAAGCAUAUCCAGCUUUAGUAUUAAAUUCAGUCCUAUGUCAGACAGUUCCUGGCUUGUUCAGGCAUCAACAUUAAGACCAUGAAUUGUAUCUGAUUCCAGGGGCGGAUCCAGGAUUUUCCAAUAGGGGGGGGGGGGCAAAUUUGACAAGC
Messenger RNA from Lytechinus pictus (painted urchin), 3382 nucleotides. RefSeq names its product hexokinase-2-like. The record is from RefSeq and is a predicted model, not a curated record. NCBI's taxonomy places the organism in Eukaryota, Metazoa, Echinodermata, Echinoidea, Temnopleuroida, Toxopneustidae. Gene Ontology annotation, cellular component: mitochondrion; cytosol. The transcript has 4 exons. Gene Ontology annotation, biological process: glucose 6-phosphate metabolic process; glycolytic process; carbohydrate phosphorylation. Bases 1 to 780 code for a protein of 259 amino acids. Gene Ontology annotation, molecular function: ATP binding; fructokinase activity; glucokinase activity.